AUGACGCAGGGCGCGUCGGGCCGCUACAAGAACCUGGUCGACGCGACGCUCACCAUCGCGCGCACAGAGGGCUGGGCGGCCUUCAUGUCGGGCUGGCAGCCGCGCCUGAUCUGGAUCUCCCUCGGCGGGUUUGUGUUCUUCCCCGCGCUCGAGGCGGCGAAGAAGGCGUUCGGCCCGGCCGGCGGCCUGCUGACGCCGCCAGACACCCAGUUUGUGAUCGAGGAGCUCGAGGUCAAGGAUAUCAAGAAGUCCAAGGACGCCAAGAAGAAGUGA
Messenger RNA from Monoraphidium neglectum, 273 nucleotides. RefSeq lists its product as hypothetical. The coding region runs from base 1 to 273 and encodes 90 amino acids. The transcript has a single exon. NCBI's taxonomy places the organism in Eukaryota, Viridiplantae, Chlorophyta, Chlorophyceae, Sphaeropleales, Selenastraceae. The record is from RefSeq and is a predicted model, not a curated record.